Messenger RNA from Amaranthus tricolor (Joseph's coat), 4631 nucleotides. Its product is annotated as ethylene receptor-like. Bases 408 to 2633 code for a protein of 741 amino acids. Gene Ontology annotation, molecular function: protein binding; phosphorelay sensor kinase activity; ethylene receptor activity. Lineage: Eukaryota; Viridiplantae; Streptophyta; Magnoliopsida; Caryophyllales; Amaranthaceae. Gene Ontology annotation, cellular component: endoplasmic reticulum membrane; endoplasmic reticulum. The transcript is spliced from 7 exons. The record is from RefSeq and is a predicted model, not a curated record. Gene Ontology annotation, biological process: phosphorelay signal transduction system; phosphorylation; response to ethylene.
AUUAAUAAUAUUUCUAUCAACCGAAACAAAAUCCGAUUUGAGUAUUAUUUUCAAAAUUUGUGUCGUUGAUCUUCUAACAUAUUCGCAAAGGAGCAAGCACCCACUAGAUAUGGGGUUCCACAUCCACACGUUUCCCCAAUCGAAUGGCUCAUAACUCAUCACAAUUAUGAUUAUGAAAGCCACGUUAACAUAACUCACUUCACCCUUUCUCUACAUAUAAAACCCAAGAGUCAAAAGUCAAAACCAUUCCCAACUUGUCUGAAUCUCCCCUGCAAAUGGUUGUCUUGGGUUGAGCCUUUUAGCCCUUCAUUUGCUGCUGAUCCUGUUUAUCACCUCUUUUUAGUGUAAAGUUUGUUGUGGGCAUUAGAAAGCGACCGUUAGCUGGUAUUGUUGGACUAUUGUGCUAGAUGGAGUCGUGUAAUUGCAUUGAGCCACAGGGGCAUCCUGAUGAUCUGUUGAUGAAAUAUCAGUAUUUAUCUGAUUUUUUCAUUGCGCUUGCCUAUUUUUCGAUCCCGUUGGAAUUAAUUUACUUUGUUAAGAAAUCGGCUGUUUUUCCGUACAGAUGGGUGCUUGUGCAGUUUGGUGCUUUUAUUGUUCUUUGUGGAGCAACUCAUCUAAUUAACUUAUGGACUUUUAGAAUACAUACUAAAACAGUUGAAGCCGUUAUGACCAUUGCCAAGAUUUCGACUGCUGCUGUCUCAUGUGUAACUGCCCUCAUGCUUGUGCAUAUAAUUCCUGAUUUAUUGAGUGUUAAAACUAGGGAAUUGUUUCUGAAAAAUAAGGCUGCCGAGCUUGACCGAGAGAUGGGCAUCAUCCGUACUCAAGAAGAAACGGGGCGGCAUGUUAGGAUGUUGACUCAUGAGAUCAGAAGUACACUCGACAGGCAUACAAUCCUUAAAACCACUCUUGUUGAGCUGGGGAGGACUUUAGCUCUCGAAGAGUGUGCUUUAUGGAUGCCAACCCGAACCGGGUUAGAACUUCAGCUUGCAUACACACUCCGCCAACAAAACCCUGUUGGAUUCACUGUGCCUACUCAACUUGCUGUAAUCAAUCAAGUAUUUAGUACUAAUCGUGCCGUGAAAAUCUCACCAAACUGUCCUGUGGCUAGAAUCCGGCCUAUCACUGGGAAGUACAUGCCUGGAGAGGUGGUUGCUGUUCGUGUUCCUCUUCUUCAUCUUUCUAAUUUCCAAAUAAAUGAUUGGCCAGAGCUAUCAACAAAACGAUAUGCAUUGAUGGUUUUGAUGCUUCCUUCCGACAGUGCCAGGCAAUGGCAUGCACAUGAGUUGGACCUUGUUGAAGUUGUUGCAGAUCAGGUAGCAGUUGCGUUAUCCCAUGCAGCAAUUUUGGAGGAAUCAAUGAGAGCUCAGCAGCAACUCAUGGAGCAAAAUGUUGCCCUUGAUUUGGCUCGGAGAGAAGCUGAGACUGCCAUCCGUGCCCGAAAUGACUUUUUGGCUGUGAUGAAUCAUGAAAUGAGGACCCCUAUGCAUGCAAUAAUUGCUCUUUCUUCCUUAUUGCAAGAAACCGAGUUAACUCCUGAACAACGAUUAAUGGUCGAGACAAUAUUAAAAAGCAGUAACCUGCUGGCAACCCUGAUAAAUGAUGUGUUGGACCUUUCACGACUUGAAGAUGGUAGCCUUAAGCUUGAUGAGGGAGUAUUCAAUCUCCAUACUAUGUUUAGAGAGGUUCUUAAUCUGAUCAAACCCGUAGCGUCUGUCAAGAAGUUGUUGAUAGCGUUGUCUUUGGCAGCUGAUGUACCUGAAGUUGCUGUCGGUGAUGAAAAACGUCUAAUGCAAGUUCUCUUGAAUAUUGUUGGGAAUGCUGUGAAGUUUACAAAAGAAGGAAGCGUUGUAAUUAGCGCUCUAGUUGCUAAACCAGAGUCUUUAAGGGAUCCUCGAACUCCUGAUUUCAAUCCAGUGGCUACAGAUGAUCGCUUCUAUCUGCGAGUGCAGGUAAAGGACUCGGGACCUGGUAUCAACACGCAAGAUCUUCCAAAACUUUUCACAAAAUUUGUCCAAACUCAGACUCCUGCUAAUCAAAAUGGUGGUGGUGGUGGCCUGGGGCUUGCUAUUUGCAAAAGGUUUGUAAGUCUUAUGGAAGGAAACAUCUGGAUUGAAAGUGAAGGCCUUGGCAAGGGAUGUACAGCUGUUUUUGUUGUUAAACUUGGAAGUGCUGAUCGGUCCAAUGGAGCCAUAGCCCCAUUUGUGCCCAAACCUCUGUUGAAUCAUAAUCAAUCAAGCUUUGGCGGCCUUAAUGUUCUUCUUAUGGAUGAGAGUGGUGUCAGCCGAACAGUGACGAAAGGUCUUCUGAUGCAUCUCGGGUGUGAUGUCACAACCGUUGCAUCAAACGAGGAAUGUUUGUCCGUGGUGUCUCGAGAACACAAGUUAAUCUUCCUUGAUUUGAGCGUGUCUGCAGCGGAUGGCUUAGAAGUUGCUGUUCAAAUACGAAAAAGAUUUUCCAAGCGUCACGAGAGACCGAUCAUUGUGGCACUCACUGCGAGCACUGACAGGAUAGCCCGAGAAAGUUGUAUCCGGGUGGGUAUGGAUGGUUUCAUAUUGAAGCCUGUAUCGGUUGAUAAAAUGAGAAAUGUUCUGUCCGAGCUCGUAGAAAGACGAACUGUGUUUGAGACAGUUUAAUGAGCAAACAUGAAGAUCGUUGCCAUUGACAGGUCGGUGUAUCAAUUUCCCUCUCUUCUUUUUAGAAUUUUCGGUUUUCGUUUGUAAUUAUCUUGGUGCUUGGAGGUGUUGUUCUCGCUGUUCCGUGCACCCUUAUUCAUGUAUGUAUACCAUUUCCAAUACCGCAGCAUGAAAAUAGAACACAAAAAAGCCGGUAUCAAGUAUUGUGAAAUUGAUUCAACAUAGGAUUUGGAAAGUAUUCCUUGUGAAAGAUAGUCUCCAUGAAGCUGCGAAUAUUGGCAAUGCUACGAUGAUAUUGCCGUCUUCUUAUUCGUUUGACAAUGAUGCAGCCGAUAGUUGGUAAUGGUAGGUUGCGAACUAGGGCCGUAACUUGGCGUCUCAAUGGUAGGUUGUGAGCUUGGGCCGUAACUCAGCUUCUCAAUGGUAGGUCAUGACUCGUGAGUCGUAAGCUACGGCCGUAACUCAGUGUCUCGGCUUUGUGAGCCAAUGAUGCAGCCGAAAGUUGGCAAUGAUGGGUUGGUGAGAAACAGGUUCUGUUGAAUGCUUGUGUGAGCAGGUGAGCUGUUGGUCGGUUUGAUGUAACCUUGGCUCAGGCAACAAAUAUACAUGGUCAAGGCAAAACUGCUGGUAUUUUUCUUAAUUAUACAAGAUUAAUGAAUUAUUUGAUUCUAAAUUGAAGUUACAACUAACAAACUUGUAAAUCUUUUUUCUUUUUUUCUUUUUUUUUUUUUUUAAUCAAAGUUAAGGAUAAAGGAUGUGAUACAUCAAGAUUCGUUAUCUUCCCAUGAUCACUCUCAUUUUUAUCCUCUUUUUGUAAAAUUUUCCCUUCACCUUGAAAAAUUAUAUUUAUUAAUAUUGUACUCAAAAGCAUUUCUCUCGUCUAACUCUAUUUUCAUACCCACGUUCAAAUUUCACAUUUUCCAUCUACCCGCCGAUACAUAAUGAACGUAUCUAUACAUAUAACAUUAUCCUUAUUAACAAUCCGAUUAGGUUUAUGAAUCAAGGACAUACUCAUAGCGUACUCACUCCAUGCUCGCUGCCUUAUCCAUUCAAAUAAAUUUAGUACUAUGUGUACGGGUGUUUUUAUAUUUACCAUCUACCUAUUUUUCAUAGUGAAUAAGACUACACCCCAAGCAAGAAUGUACGGUGUGUAAAAUUCAUGAAAAAUUUAUUUGGUUACCCUCCUUUUCUACUUUGUUUCCUAUAUUCAUGAUUUUUCAAAUUUGAAAGUCAGAUAACAGAUAAAAUUUAAAAACGGAGUAUUACUAUAAGUUUUACCUCAUUCAAACAAAGCUUGGUUUGGGGGAAUAUAGGCAAAGCACAAUAAGUCAAUUACUAUAAUUGGAGUGAUGUGCUCCUUGGUCUCACUAAAUUUAUCCAAUUGAUAUUUAUCUGUCUUUUUAAUUUAGAAUUAAAGAGAAAGUGAAAUGCUUUCAAGAAAAUAUGGAUAUUUGGUAAUAAAAAGGGAGAAUAAAUUGUGUACGUAAAAUUAAAAGAGAGUUAAAUUGUAUAAAUAAGAUUAAAAAAAUAAUUCUAAAAAUAGAAAUAAUGCAAAAUGGGAUAAACAACUUAAAAAAAAAUGUUGCUAAAUAAGAGAGAUGAAGGGAGUAGUAGGAAAAAUGAAUAAAAUUGGUAUUUUAUAGGGAAUUAAGAAACAUAUAUAAAUGUGAUGAAAUGAUAAUUUAAAUGUACAUAUGAAAAUAUAAAAAUAAGUAUGAAUGAUGAUAAAAAUAAAAAAUAAGAGAAAGUUAAUGAAAUAAAGUAAGAAAAAGUGGUGCAAAUUUAGGAAGUGGAAGGACAUGCAAAUGAUUGUAAAGCCUAAAAAGCUUACUACUUGAAACCUACUUAGGGGGUUGCUUGUGGAGUCGCUGGCAGAUGCAAGAUGGAUUUAUUGACUCAGGAUUUGUUUCUUUCCUUUGUUUCAGAAUUUCUCAUUAUUAGUCUCUCUUAUUAUUAUUAUUAUUAUUAUUAUUAUUAUUAUUAUUAUUAUUAUUAUUA